Messenger RNA from Periconia digitata, 826 nucleotides. The record is from the annotation of a GenBank genome assembly. Lineage: Eukaryota; Fungi; Ascomycota; Dothideomycetes; Pleosporales; Periconiaceae.
AAUGUCCACAAUCGCCUCACCUCGCGCCAGUUCCUCGAUUCGAAGCCCUUCGUCCACUCGCACAUCUUUCGAUGCUUCGGCACGAGCAGCCGCCCCAUCAGCACGCCGCAAUCGCACCGCCCUGCGCGACUACUAUGGCAUCAAACCAGCCUCUGUCAAGGAAACAGACGCCAAAAUCUCCCAUGAUACCACCCAAUCUCAUCUGGAUCCCGAAGACGACGAGACACUCACCGAGCUCGACGCCGCCGACUUCGAUGCCGAUGCCUACGUCACCAAUCUUCUGGCCACGGAGGGCAUGAAGGCCGUCUUGCGCGUCGAAGCCGAUCUAGUAUCACAGAUUCGAAAUCUGGACAGCGACCGCAAAUCCCUCGUCUACGACAACUAUUCGAAGCUGCUCUCCGCAACGAGCACCAUCCGCCGCAUGCGUGGAAACAUGGACCCGCUCGCCCCAACCACGCACACCCUCGGCCCUGCCAUCGCUCACAUCGCCGAAAUUGCUGCAUCGCUGUCCUCCACUAGGGAGGUUGUGCCUGCGAAGCCGCAGGGCCUGGGAUUGCUCAUAGGCGACAACACUACGGGUGCUGCCAGUCCGGGGACUAAGACCAGCAUGGACAGUGCAAAGGAGAGGCAAAGGAACACCAUCCGCUGGGUUUUGAGCACGCCCCGUCGCUUGCAGUAUCUGAUAGACCAGGAGCGAGAGGAGGAGGCUGAGCAGGAUUGGGGUCAGGUGCGCCGGAUCUUGGACAAAUGGGAGGGUACCGCAGGAGUGAGGGAGUUGAAGGAGGAAUGCGAGGAGAUUAUGAGGGUGCAAGACGAUACAGAUUGA